Passer domesticus (house sparrow) is the source of this 6504-nucleotide messenger RNA. RefSeq names its product chromosome 25 C6orf132 homolog (gene C25H6orf132). The transcript has 5 exons. The record is from RefSeq and is a predicted model, not a curated record. Bases 49 to 3438 code for a protein of 1129 amino acids. NCBI's taxonomy places the organism in Eukaryota, Metazoa, Chordata, Aves, Passeriformes, Passeridae.
CCGCCGCGGGAUGCCCGGCGCGGCUCGGCUCGGCUCGGCUCGGCCAGCAUGAAGAAGCACCAGCCGCACUCGGUGCAGGGCACCUUCAGCCGCCUCUUCGGCAAGCGCCACUCCAGCCCCAGCGCCGCGUCGCUGUUCGCCACCAACCCGCCCUGGAUCUUCACGCAGGAGGUGACCUCGGACAGCGCGGGUGGCACCGGUGACGUGAUCGAGGUCUACUACGGUGACAAUCGCUUCGGGACCGUGACAGACUCUGGCACGGCCACGCUCAAACCCCGGCCCAGGGUCCGGCCGCUGCUGACCUUCCUGCCCCUGAAUGCCCAGGAAUCCCAUGGGGUGGCUGUGCCAACGCCGUCGGUGCCAGAAGACUUUGUGGAGAAGGCAGCUCUCGGCUCUGGCUCCCAGCUCAAUGGCAAUUAUCGGAUGUACAGCUCGGCGGGGGACCUGCGCCCGCAGGCCCUCGAUGGGGAUGCCCUGGAUGAGGAGAUCCCCCCGCCACCAUCGGUACCCCCACCACCCCCUCCAGCGCCCGUAUCACCCGCUCUGGCCUCGCCGGUCCCGCCACCCCCCGAAAUGCUGCCACCGCCGCCGCCACUGCCCCCCGAGAUGAUGCCACCACCGCCACCAGUGCCCCCCGAGAUGGUGCCACCACCGCCACCAGUGCCCCCCGAGAUGGUGCCACCGCCUCCUGCCAUGGCAGCGCCGCCGCCGCCCGCCUCUGCCCUGUCCUCCCCCAGCACUCCGGCUCCUCCAGACUUCAUCCCACCAGCCCCGCCGGGCGCCCGGGACCCCUUCGGGCCCGGCCUGUCCAAGUGGAAAUCCGAGACGCUGCUGAACACGAGGCAGGCGGAGGCCGAGGGGCCGCUCUGCGCGGCCGAGGCCGGGGCGCCCGCGGCCCCCAGCCCCAAGGAGAGCUCGCAGCCCAAGCCCGAGCCCCACCUGACCUUCCCCAGGUCGUUCAAGGUGCCGCCGCCGGCCCCGGCGCGCUCCUCGUCCAUCCCGGUGCAGGAGGGCCGGCAGGAGCCCGUCGCCAGGCAGCCUCACGCGCGGCCGCCCCUGCCGCCAUGCUUCACCAUCAGGCCGGCGGGCAGGGCGCGGCCGGGGGAGGCCGAGCAGAGGAGUCCCGGGCUCAGGCAGGGCGCUGGGAAGCCGGCUGUGCCCCCGCCGCUGAGCCCCAAGCCGGGCCCGGGGCUCAGCCAGGGCGCGAGUCCCGCCGGCCGCCGCUCGCCUCUGCCGGGCUCCGAGGGGGAGAAGGUUCCCCAGCUGAAAGCAGCCGGGGGAGACUCCCCUCCAAAACCUGAACCCCUCACUGCGAACGACCUGGAUCUCCCUCCUCCGGACUACCCGACCUGCGAGGAUGACUGGAAGGAUGCCAACAACCUGAACAAGCUGCGGGACGAGCUCUCGGCCCUGCUGCGCUCCCCGCGCCGGGAGGAGAGGCCGCUGGAGAAGCCGGGUGCUCCCCAGCCCGUGGACAGCGCUCCCAGCCCUGCUGGCAGCCGUGAGCCGGGGCUCAGCGAGCCCCAGCUGGCCAGGAAGGACACGGGGUUAUCCAAGGGAGGGGAGAGCGAGAAGAAAGAGGCACCCAGCAGCCCCCCCAGCACCAGUGGGGGCUCUCCCAGCAUUGCAGUCACCGCCCCGGAGAGCAACCCUGACACGCAGCCCCGCAGUGUGAUGACCAUCAGGAACGAGCUGGAGGCUGUGCUGUCCCUGAAGAAAGAGGGGAAGCCUGCCCCAGGGCUCAGCAGCCAGAAGCAGGGUGUGGAGAAUGGCAUCAGCACCCCACAGGUGAGGAAGAGCCCCCCUGACGUGAGGAAGAGCCCCCCUGACGUGAGGAAGAGCCCCCCUGACGUGAGGAAGAGCCCCCCUGACACGAGGGACUCAGUGGUGCCAAAGCCGGUCCCCAGCCCGCUCCCAGCCCCGGCGGCUGCUGUGGAGAAGGACAAGACAGAUCCCGAGGACCACCCUGCUCCUGCUGCUGGCAAGGUCACAGAGGACGUGAGCCCUGCUCCUGGGCCCCUCAACAGCAGCGUGAAUCCCCCAGACCCACCCCAGGGGCCGGCAGAGGAGCCCCCUGCUCCCAGCCCCCCCCCAGCCCCCGUGUCCCCUGCACUGAGCCCGGCACCACAGCCCAGCUCGGCCGUCUUCCAGUACAAAGUGCACCGGGCUGGGGCCAGCCCGGCCGAGCCGCCCGGCGCCCCGGGCUCAGCUGAGCCCCCCUGCCCCGGGAGCUCGGGCAGGAGCCCCCCGGCCCCCUCGGGAGCGGGGCAGGAGGAGGUGCUGAUCCACCCGGUGACGGGGGAGCGCGUGGAGCGGGGCUCGCCCAUGGCGCUGCUGCUGGCGGCCCGGCAGCGCGCCCAGCGGGGCCGCCAGGCCGCGGACGGGGCGGCCACGCCGAGGGCCAGGCCGGCCCUGCGGCCCAGCAGUGCCUCCUCGGACACCACCUCCACCAGCUUCUUCCGCCACGAGUCCAAGCCCUACUCCUUCACCGUGGUGCCUCGGCCGUCGGCGGCCAGCCCGGCGGGGCCCGGCUGGAGCAAAGCCCCCUCCUUCUCCAGCUCCUCGGAGCAGGGCCGGGAGGCGCGGGCGGCGGGCGAGGCGCAGCCCCCCGGGCCCCGGCGAGCCGCUGCCUCCAGCCUGCUGCGGGGCCUGCUGGACUCGGGGCAGCCCAGCCAGCCCGGCCCGGCCCGGCCCGGAGCGCCCCGCCAGGAGGAGAACGGGGACACGGCGCUGGACGUCGGCAUUAUCCCCCCGCCGCCCGAAUUCAGCAACGAGGCGGACGAGGCUCCCCUCCCGAGUCGGGAGGAGAGCCGCAAGUGCCCCAGUGUCCCUGAGGGUGGCCGGGGCUCGGCAGAGCCGCGCUAUUUCAGGUGGGCUGGCUACAGCCGCAGCUACGGGGGCAACCAGGAGCCUGCGGCUCCGCUGCCCUUGGAGAAGAGCUGGAGGAACGGCGACUUCACGCCGCAGUACCCGGAUUACAGCAGCUCCAGCGGCUUCCCCAGCCACGGCCCCAACCCGCGCCCGCUGAUCAAGAAGCGCCUGUACAUGUCGGAGCCCGACAGCUCCUACCCCCGGGCGGCCGCAGCCCCCCGGGCCUCGGGCACCCUCUCCUCCACCCUCUCCUCCUACAGCCCCGGGGGGUUCGGCUCCACGGCCGGGGAGGGGUCUCGCCGCCCGGGCCCUGGCCACAGGAACGGCCCCUCGAGCGCCCAGGGCAGGCGGGCGUCCAUGGAUGCUGCUGGGAAAGCCACGGCGUACGGCGGCGCCGCGGCUGAGGCCAAGUACAAGGGGCAGAACGGGGACUUCUCGCCCGCCAGCGUGCUGACAGCCAGCAGGCCUGCCCACGGCACCUCGCACUACGGGGGACCCUCCAACACCUUCACGGUCCGGCCCGGGACCCGCCAGCCCAUCUCCUACACCUACCAGAGCCACCGGUAGGCUGGGAAGGGGCCAGAAGGUGCCAGGGUUGGUCCUCUCCUUCUCCACGGGCACCAGGGACGGUCCCAGCCCAGCCUGAAAAUGCACUUGCUUGAGACUGCUGAUGGAGAAGCUGGGGAAUGAGCCCGAGACUGGACUUUUCUCACAGACUGCCAUGGAGAGAAGUUACUGCAGAGGGCAGGCUGCUGCCUUGUUACGUGAGCAAACGUGGUUUCCCUUUUCCCCGUUUUCCCUCCUGGGGUAUUUUCUGAAUUGCAGCCUGAUGGGCUGUCUAGGAAAGCCAAAGAGCAUCCUCAGCUCUUUAAAGAGCAUCACCACUGGAAAGAUUGAUUUCGGUUUGUUUUUUGGUUGGUUUAACUCCAGCAUGUUUGGGAGCAGGGAGACACCAACUGAGAGAUGUGCACAGUGGAAGCAGAGCAGUGCAUAGCUAAAUGUCAGGGAUUGAAAUGAGAAUGUGAGGCCAGUGGGAUAGGAGGAGAGUUUAGGAUGCCUUGAUGUCCUUAAGAGUUUGGAGCAAAUCAAUUCUGCCUUAAACCCAGCUGGAGCCGUCAGUGCCUGUCCUGCCCAGCCGGGCUCUGACCCUUCUCCAGGAGCAGCUUCGGGAGCAGGGCCUCGCUUUGCUGUGCCUUUUGGUCACUGUAAAUGUUUCUGUUGGCAAUAAUUCCUCGUGGAAGGAGGCUGUGAGGCCUGGCUGGAUGGCUGUAAAGCACUUUGGAGAUGCAGGACACGGAGCAAUCCUGUUCCUUGGCUGGUGGGUGCCAGUGACUCGCCGUGCUGCUGGUGCUCUCCCCGAGGGUUCUCUUGCCACAUCACACCCCUGUGACCCCAAAGUGUCCUUAUGAGCUGUUCCACUGAGACUUGGCUUCCACGUGUCUGAUCUGGGGACCGAGAAGCUCCGUUUCAGUGUGGCUGUUUGUCCUGGGGGGUGUGGGCAGGGACACCUGAAGGGAGCACUGGUUCCCUCUGCUUUUCCAGGUGCUGCAGGUGCAGCCCUGCCCCUGCUCCCCCGGUGCCCCCGAGCAGCAGCGGGUGCCUGUGCAGAGCUGCCAGCAGCCUGAAAGAGAGCUCCAGCUCCCAGAGCGAGCAGUGGCUCUCACCACAGCUGACCUGAGGUGUGAAUAGCCAACCUCCUGAAACUAGAAACAGAGACUCUUCCUCCUAGGUAAACCUGCUGAAAAUCACUGUAAGAUAACUGUAAAAACUUGUAGAGGAUUUUUUUCUUAUCACUGAUAAACUAAAAGCACUUUGAGACAUGCGUCUGUUCUUUUGGAAAGCACUUUCUAUUUUCAAUGCUAAAAAUACCACUGGCUCCACUCCAGCUUGCCCUGCCUGGCACACACCUGGAUGUGGCCUGCAAGCACAUCUUGCUUUACAAUUCAGCUCAAAAUCAGGGAUAAAUUUUCCUUCACAGUGGAAUUCUCAAAAGUUGUCUUGAUAUUCGAGUCAUGUCAUUGACAAUCUAUGUUUUGUGUUAUUUCCAGCUUUACCUAAUAAUUUAACAGCCCUUUCAGAUAUUGCAGCAGCUUUAAAGUAUUCUGAACUUCACUUUGCUGUGAAUAAAAUGAAAAUGCAAAUACAAUAAUCAGUCUAAUAGCUAAUUCAAAGGGCAUUUUUAUGCCAGCAAGUCACAGUGACUUAGAAGAUUUCCAUUGCUCACCCCAGCCAAUAUUAAAAUAAUAGUCUUUUAAUAUCUGGGUGUUGGUUUUAAAAAAAUAUUUAUGGAGAAAAGUGACAAUGGAGUAACUAUAAGGACAUUUAAGUGUGCCAAGUGUCAUGUGGAAUACCACCUGCCCCAAAACAUGACAUUUUCUCAAUGCAAGGAGCAUCCUGAGCAUUGUUGUUUAUCUGUAAAGUAAAUCCGUGCUCCUCCUUGAGGCGCUUCAGGGUCAUGUUUUGGUAUUGGAUGAAGUUUCACCAGUUUAACUUGAAAGCAAACAAAAGUCUCUUUGAUAAUGUUGCAACUUAAUGUUUUUUUUUUCUUCCUGAUAUUUUUUUUCUAAAAUAAUAAGCUAUAUUUGCAAAUGAGCUCUCAGAAACAAUUUUAAGGCUGGGUGGGCAAUUUCAGCUUUUGGUACUGACUUUGCCCAGAAGUGGGGAGGGCAGGCGGUGUGUGUGCAAUGUUCCACCUCAAGAAUUCUUCCAAAUUGCAAUCUCCCCAACACAAGUUGGUUUUUUUUUUUCAUUUUUAGAGAAAAAUGUGACACUCCCAUGUUGAUACCUGCUUUAAAUGUCACAUUUACUACUUCACCCAGGCACACAAUUCACGUGUAGGUGAAAUAUGGUCUUAGUGUCUCAUUACUAGCAGACAUAAUUGCUUUAAUUUAGUGUUGGAAGUGUGAUCACAGAAGUCAGCUUUAUAAAACAGCCACUCUUCAUUGAAGAACCCCACUCAGGGACUGCACAGGGCACUGAGCUGUCACUGAAUCAGCCUGGACUCUGCUCCCAGGUGCAGGACUGGUUAGCAGGCAGGUUUUCAGCAGUGGGACUCUUCUGUUCUUCAAACACUUUGGACUAUCCCUGCCUCUUUUGAAUGCAUUCAGCGAAUUCUGGUAUUUCAGGAACAACUCCCCAUUGAUUCUGGGGCCCUUGUGACAAAGGAGCCACUGUCAGAGCUGUUGGCAGCCACAGCACUGGGGACAGUGAGAUGUGUCAGGAGUGGGGACUGCAGGGGUGGGAGCAGCCCCUUCCCGGGACAGGUAACUGCCAGCUCUGUGCAUAAACUCCUCACGUUCCUGCUCCUGCUCCUCCCAGCUCUCACUACAGAAAUUCAGCAAGAGUAACAAACAAAACUAAGGGGUAUUAAAGGAGCAAAGCACCUGCCUCAGCCAGUGCUGAGAGCAAUCCUGAGGCCCGAGUGUGGAAUUAUUCUCACAUCACCCUCCCUGCUGCAGUGUGGUAAUUCCAGUCGUGAUACAACUGGAAUUAUCCCCUGCAGCUGCCUCUUCCUCACAAGUUCCUGCUAGGGGAGUGGAACAGAGCUUUAGCUGUAAAGUAUUGAACAAAGUCUCUUAUUUAUGAGUGCCACUGAACACCAACCUUCUUGCAUUAAACAUUUCUGAUGUUUGA